Misgurnus anguillicaudatus (oriental weatherfish) is the source of this 2592-nucleotide messenger RNA. NCBI's taxonomy places the organism in Eukaryota, Metazoa, Chordata, Actinopteri, Cypriniformes, Cobitidae. The record is from RefSeq and is a predicted model, not a curated record.
CAUUGCAGGGAAGGAGGUUGGAGAAUUCUGGAUCACAUAGCUUGGGUUUGUAGCAUCUCUGCACUGUAGCUGCUUUUGUCUUGUACAUUAUAUAAAAUGACAUGAAAUAAUAGGAGACCUGACAAAAGGGGAGAAAAGGGACGCGAGUUGGAUUUCUGGGACCUUGUGUGAUCACCGUAGGAAUACAGAGGUGAAAAUAUUUACAUUUCUAGCCCUGCAGCAGUUUUCCUGUUCCUGCUGAGGAACGAAGGAGGAGGGUCUUAGGAGAAGAUUUCUCUGCGUUUUCCCAUUGUCUGCUUGGAAAAUCUUGGAAAGACAUCAGCUCCGGCCACAUUUCUCCAUGAAUAGAUUAUCAAGAGUCCAGGAAACAUCAAACAUCACAAUGACCAAAGCUUGGAGGAAAAUUAAAGUCCAUCAGGGUUGACCUCAAACCACGCUCAUCCUACAACGGCACCCUGUGCGAAGAACCAUGACUCUAACAACAGCCAAACCUGAUCUGUUCACUUCACCCCAAACACUGACCCCGUUCCCAACUCUCAGCACUACCCUACCCAUCACCACCUCGAUUCCCAUUCUCACGAGGUCUGUGGAAACCACAACCGGACCUGAUAACGUUACAUCCAGAACUACAUACCGUUCUAUUACGUCAUCCACCAAUGAGACGGGCCUCAACUCCACACAGCUGCCAAUGGGAUCCGUAGAAGGUGCUGGGAUGGGCAUGGUGCUCGUACCCUUUGGUAUCAUCACGGUUAUUGGGCUGGCCGUCGUUGUGCUUUUGUACAUCAGGAAAAAGAAACGGUUGGAAAAACUGAGACAUCAGCUGAUGCCCAUGUAUAACUUUGAUCCAGCUGAAGAGCAGGAUGAUCUUGAACAAGAGCUUUUGGAUCACGGGCGAGACGGAAGCCUAGCUGGACCAAACUCAAAAUUCUGACACAAGGCCUUGUCGUUUAUUAUUUGUGGUAAAGUAUUCAUCAAUAAAUCUCUGACUGUUUCACAAAUCCAUUUAGGGGAGAAUCGGGGUGAAAGUAAAGCGGGGUGAAAGUAACAAAGUGAUUUUCUCAGAACCCUGAUUUUAUUUGCAUUUCAAACUAUGACAGCAUCUUUAGCACGCAACCCUUGACAUAGCUGACAAAUAUUGCGUUUCAGUCAUCGUUUCGCACGUCUAGGUCCAGAAAGCUGUUUUCCACCAUGAUAAGUAAAUUCUUAAAGUGGUAAUUUUUUUCUUAUAACGUGUAUGUUUCUGGUUUCAUGUGUUACAGUACUGAUCAAUCUACAGGUUAUUUAGUGCUCUAACACAUCCUGAAGUUUGACUUCUUAGAGUUUUUCAAAAUAAAAGUAAAGCGGGUUGAAAUGUUAGACGUUCGUUUUACUGAAGUCGUUUUACAUUUGAUGAAAAUUCCACCUUGACUUGUGAGUUAUUGACCUCAUCAAAUCAAUCAAUCUGUCUAAAACAUUAUCUUUUAAACUUACGUUUUUGUUAAAAAUGGUACUUUCGCCCCUGCUCUCCCCUACAUCAAAUUUACAACUCAUCUUCAAACAUGCAACAUCUGUAACAUGAUUUAUCCAAAUCUACAGUCCUUCUUCAGUACUGGUCUGUUAAUAUCUCAUCAUUACUUUAUACUCAUCUGCACACUGUCAACAUUAUACUCUUACAAAUAAAAGUGCUUCAUGAUGCCACAGAAGAAACAUUUUUGGCUGAAUGGUUCCAUAAAAGAAGAAAUGGUUCUCCUUUGACCGAAUGCUUCUUUGAGGAACCAAAAAUAGUUCUUCUAUGGCAUCACAAUGAAGAACCAUUUAAGCACAUUUAUUUUUGAGAGUGUACACAAAUGAUCAAACUAUAUCUGUGUGUAAACUAUUGUGUAACUUCACGUCAUCUUUCAUUGUAUUAACACGGUGCUUUCUGAAUUGUGUAUUUUAUAUUUCUGAAACCAAACGGCAUCUACCAACAAAAAAUCUUGAAAUCAACUUAAUUUUUUCAUAUUUGGUUUGACUUUUAAUCAACUGAAGUUGAUUAAAGGAACCAAAUUAACUAUGAAUGUAUUUCACUAAUGCUUGACCACCACAAACUAUAUAUAUUUGUAAACUGUGUAGCCUACUUUUCAUCUAGUAAAUGCCACUUUGGUUUGAUAUUUUGUUAUCACACUUAGACAUUUUUAAACAAGGCUAGUUCACCCAAAAACAAAAAUUCUGUCAUAAUUUCCUCAUCCUCAUGUUGAGUUUUUAAACACAAAAGAAGAUAUUUUGACAAGUGAUGAUAAACACACAGUUGAUAGUAAUCAGUGACUUCCAUAAUAGGAAAACAAAUAUGAUGGAAUUCAAUGGGUACCAUCAACUGUGUGCUUAAAACAUCUUCUUUAUCAUUUAUCACAAUAUUUUCAUUACAUUUGUUUUCCUACUAUGGAAGUUAAUGGUUACAAUCAGCUGUGUGCUUGCAUAAUUUAUAAAAAUAUAUUUUGUGUUCAUCAGAAAAAAAGAAAUUCACACAGGUCUAAAACAACAUGAGGAUGAGAACAUGAUGACAGAAUUUUCAUUUUUUGGUGAACUGUCCCUUUAAGUCCAAAUAUUUUCAGGUCACCCUACACUGAAAAAGUA